Oppiella nova is the source of this 1887-nucleotide messenger RNA. Lineage: Eukaryota; Metazoa; Arthropoda; Arachnida; Sarcoptiformes; Oppiidae. The record is from the annotation of a GenBank genome assembly.
AUGAAGAAAGUCAUUAUCCAUACAAACAGUGGUGUAGUAGUGGAGGACAAGAAGGAAAGUAACGCUAAUAAUAACACGACUACCAGUCCUACCAGUGCUGCUGACAGUAAGACUAAAACCCAGGCAUUGACUAGAGAUACGAAACCACAAGUGUUUCCUCAACUCUCAGCGAAAGACAAACACAUCUUAAAUGAAAAUAAUCUGAAAAACAAUACAAAUAUCAAUAAUUCUUGUAAUCAUAAUAUUCAAGUGCUUAACGACAACGGCUCCAGUAGUGCUACCAGUGUUCCACCAAUUAAGAGCUCCAGUAUGCCAUUGACUGGUAUCUUGAAGUCUACUACCGGCGCCGAUGUGAUUAAGUUUCGACCGAAAAAUAAGUGUUUGGUUUUCAAAGAGGGAGAUCCACUGGUGAUCGGCUAUGGUUUGGACAGUCCUGUCGAUGACUACAGCAGUGAUGAAGAGGCAGAUGAGGAGUCAUCGGAUGAUGACUACGAAGACGAGACCAUUUACACGAGUGAUGACAAAGAGUUACGAGAUUUGACUCAUAAGAAUACACUUAAUGAUAACCACGAUAUCUGCUCGAAUCAAACACAUUCUCCCGAUUCAGGCAACUGUGAUAUCACUCCUAUGUCCACAUCCAGUGAUAGCUACUCAUCCGGCGAUGAAAAGGAUGACUCACAGAGGAAUGAUUUCACACAACACUUGAUGACAACACAAGUCAUACAACACUUGCGAACGGAUUCAGAGUCCGACACUUUGAGCACUAAUUCAGAUUCAAGUCUCGAAAUGAAAUCCACUUAUAGACCAGAAUUCAAAUGCAAACCUCAACUCCCGGUAAAGCCUAAUAUGAGCGCAACCAUCACUACGACUACAGCCGCCAAACCUGUACUUCCGAUGACUAUAACUGUGAAAACUGCGGCAAUGGAUGAACAAAAGCAACAGAAUUUGAAUUUGCAUUUAAUUCACGACAAUAAAGACUCGUCUGAUGAGGAAGUGGUGUCUGAAGAGUGUUCACCGAAAUCAUUGGUCGAACAUAUCUAUCAAGAGAUCAGUGAUUCAAAUGAGGAGAUGUCCGGAAUUAGCGGCAAAUUCUCCAACACUUCUGAGGAUAAUAACAAUUAUAGUGAUAAUAACGGCAAAGAGUCACCCGUAGAGAGUAAGUCACAGGAGCACCGGGACCUGAAGUUAGCCGAAUUGGCACAAGAGUUGGAACAGUGCCGGUAUAUGAAACGCCCGGCCCCUCAACCACCGACCACUACUAGACAUAAGUCGUCGGAUACUGACAUUGAAACUGAUACCAAGAAAUUAGUUCUCAAGACCUCGUUAUCUAUUAAUACAUCUGAAAAGGAGUCAAAACAAACGCAUGUCUCUGUGGCAGCACCGGUAGCACCGACUAAACACCGGUUCUCAUCGAUUAGAAAACUGUUGCAUAAGAAAAGCUCAUCAGAAAAGUCUGAUAAGAGUAAAGACCAUUCACACCAUUCGCACGAUUUAGUUCACAGUGGGGUUACUGUGACCGACUCGACUACCGGUGCUGAUAGGAAAGCCUGGAAACAAGACCCUCCGCCUCCUGUGCCCACUACUACUACACCGGCGCCGCAAAAGCCGCUACAGAAAAGUGUUUCGCUGCCCAUCCCGACCACGGAGGCGCCAAAAGCACCGGUAGUCGACACGACUGUCCAAAACAGUUUGAACGAGGCGUACAACCAAUUGGCCAAAUCUAAUCACUCAAAUCUGGUGGCAAUUAAGUCAAAGAUUGAGUCCAAAUGUACGGACGAGACCUACAAAUGGACUGAUUUUGAAGUGACAAACGCCGAGAGAAUGGGUUCAGUACUGGUCUAUAAGGACUCCAUUGUGUCCAACACUAGAAAGUCAGUCAAUCUAAUG